This is a messenger RNA of Spodoptera littoralis (African cotton leafworm), 3693 nucleotides long. The record is from the annotation of a GenBank genome assembly. Lineage: Eukaryota; Metazoa; Arthropoda; Insecta; Lepidoptera; Noctuidae.
AUGGAUGAAACAUACUCGGAGAGUGAUGUUUCACUCUCUCCCUCACAGAUAUUGGAACGUUUACAAGUGUUACGACAACUUCAGUUAAUGCAGCGCGGGAAGCUGCAAAAACAACGAUUAGAAUACAAUCAAAAUUCUGAAACUUCAUCAAGUAUCACUGAAAUUGUAGGCCAUUUUAGUAAUACUACAAGUUAUAACACAUUUCGUAGUUUAUUGCAGUCUAGCAAUGAUAUUUCGAUUGAGGGUACACCUCGUACUAACGGUACUGAAAUUUCGCCUAAGGUGCAAGAAAGGGACUUAAUUGACGGCGUUUCAGUUCUCAACCUUUCCCAAGAGUCCGAGUUUAUUGUCAACUCCCCUGUAUCUAGUAGAAGUAGGACAUCAGCCCCUUCAAGAAACUUAGGGGAGCUACCUUCAGAGCCAUCACAAAACACAAGCAAUAAAACUUCAGUGAACUCCUCUCUCAACAAGAACCCACAAGUGAAAAAACAAAUAUCACUGGAUGAAAUGCCAAUUCUGUCUCCUAAAAAAGAUUUUGAAGCUUUACUCAUAGAAAAACUUCAGAGUGAAAAAAGUGCACCCAAACCUAAAAGCCCAAAUAAGGACCAUUCUGUUAUCACUAACAAGAAAAGACCUUUUCUCAGACGAGGUGAAGGUAUAGCUCGAUUUGGUCUAAGAAAAAAUGAUUUUGUUAUACAAAACACAAAAUCUCUGCCAUGGAAAAGAAAAAGCUUCCAAAAUAAAACUGAAUCUCCAUUAAAAUUGAAUCUAAAAAAGCUUAAAGAGAAAAAUAAUGAUGUUCCAAAAGAAAAAACAAGUAAUGCACAAAAUAAAAAAUCUGAUAAUGUUCAAAGUGACUUGAAAAAAGUUGAGAAAGAUGAUGUGGUUACGUCUGAACCAUCACUACUAGUAACUGAUAUACAUCAAGCUAAGUUAGUAAGAAAGAAUCAAUCUAAACCAAGGCUCUCAGACAAAAAUGAUGAUCCAGAAGUGAUAACGAGAAAAGUACCAGAAAUUAAACCAACAACUGUGGAACCCAGUACUCCAAUCAAUCGAAACAUUCAACAUAUCAAUAAACCACUAGAAAGACCAGAAUUCCCAAAGAACAAACACCCUCUAGUAGCCAAUAAAGGGAAAUCUUGGGCCGCAGUACUAACACAAGAACAAAACGACUUCCUCAGCCAGCUGAAGCAGAGUGACUACUAUAAAAACUUUGUUUCACCUUCAAAAAGUGUGAUAUCAGAUGCUAGCUGUGAUGAAACAAUGACAAAGUUAAGAUAUGAGAGGGAAGCUGCUGAACAAAACAUGUUCGAACUACUAGAAAAUAAAGUCACACAUGAUAGUUUCAGUUUAGAAAACUCAUUCUUUGAUAGAUUCCUAAGAAGUAACUUGGAAAGCUCAACUGAAAGUACCCCUUUAAUCCUUCAAAAGUGUUUGGCACGAAACCCAAAUCUUAUAAAUAUUUUACCUGGGUUGAAAGGUAGAGUCAGAAAUGAGAACUCUCAUAGUGAUGCAGAGACUUGUUCUAGUAAUUGUUCUGACUGCAGUGAUGCAUGCUCAUCAUGCUGUUCUUGCAGAAAUGUUGACCAAAGUAAUUAUUCUGGGAAGAAGUCUCCACAGAAUCAUAAUGAACACAACAAUAAGAAUGCAAAAAGUAUACAACCAAAAAGAAAAGCAGUCCAAAUAAAUCAUCAAAAAGAGGAUGAAUCAAAAGAAUGCCAUGAUGACACAAUGACAGAAACUGAUGUCAUGAAAACGAACAUGGCAGAAAUGAAUGCCAAACUGAUAUCCACAAGUGAAUUACUAAAAGACAGACUUUGUGAAUUGGAAGACGAAAUAGCUACUUUCAAAAAGGAAAAUGCUAAUUUGGCAAAAUUACGCGAAGAAGUCGACCAAGACAGGCAGAAGUUUUACGAAGAAAAAGCAGCUUUUGAACAAAAGUUCAAUGAAGAAAAAGUUCUAUCAGAAUAUUAUCUAGCAGAAGAAAAAGAGAAACUAAAUAAACAGAAGCAAAUGUAUGAGAGAUAUGUGAGAGAAAUGAGAGGCAGACUGAAUAAGAAAGACAAAGACGAAGUCGUGAAUUUGAAGAAAGAAAUAAACGAUCUUAAAGAAGAAAUAAGAGUAAAAGAUGCUAAAUCUACUUCAACGAUAGCUAGACUGCGAAACCAAAUCAAAAUAAUGGAGAAAGAAAGGAAAGAUUUGCAGGAAGAAGUAGAGAAACUAAAGAAGCAAAACAAGAGAAUCCAACACAGUAAUGAAGUGACACGAAGACUGACGAAUAUAAAAUAUCUUGAGGAAAUCAAUAAAAAGUUGACUAACAUGAGUAAUAAGGACAGUAGGUCUGAAGUCAGCGAAGACCGCGACAUCAAAUAUAAGGCCUACGAGAUCGAAAGGCAAAGUAGAAGCAGGAGAGUUGAACCAGUUGGAAAAAGCACUAUUAGGCCAAGGGCAAAGAGUGUUCCUAACUUAAAUGUCACUUCUAGAUAUGCUAAGUACUUCAGCCAGAGGGACACUCUUAGUCAAAUAGAACAAAACAAACUACCGAAUGUGGAAAGAAUAGAUUAUUCUGAUGAAGAAAAUGAGGAAAGAGAUAAUGACACAAUUUCAAAUGAAUCUCUAGAUGAUGAUGACAGAAAUGAGGAUAGUAAUAACUUAGAAAAAAUAUACAUUGAAAGAUUUAAGUCAAGUUCACCAAAAAGCGCAAGAUCCAGUGGUUCAAGUUUGAAUUUUGAACUCAAUUUAAAUGAGAAACCAAACUUAAAUGACAACGCUAAAAGUUUCUUCAUACAAAAAUCUAGUUCUGGUUCAUCAAGGACUUCAAAGUCACCAAGAAGAACGAUAUCUCCAUGUUUCAAUGCAAAUGAGACUGUUAUAAACCGGGCAAAAUCUCCUAUUUCCAUCCUAAGCAAUAAAUCUAGUAAGUCGCCUCCAUCACGGAACUCUACGGAGUACUUAUCAAGUCGUUCAGGAUCCAUCGCGACACAGAACAGAUCAAAAUCUCCAGUUUCUUCUUACAACCAUUCUUCUAUGAAGUCUGUGACAGUGAUACACAAUGAACAGUAUAGAGAUAAGCUCAUGAACUUGAGUCCGGAACCUUCCAUUAGCAGAACUAGUUUGUCAAAAACUAGUUUGAAUCCCACUGAAGUGAAGAAACCAGAUGGUUCUAAGGAAUUGAGGUUUCCUAAUGGCAAUGUAAAGUACAUAUCCGCAGAUGGCAAAUAUAGCAAGUUUGUGUACUACAACGGAGAUGUUAAGGAGAACUUCUACAGUGAUGGCAGGAUCAAAUAUUUCUAUGCUGAAACUAAGACCUACCACACUACUCAUGCUGAUGGAUUGGAAGUCUUGGAGUUCCCUGAUGGCCAAGUAGAAAAACGCUACAAAGACGGAUCAUCUGAGAUCCGGUUACCAAACGGCAGCGUCCGUUACUUCGACCCGAAGAACGAACACGUUAGAGAAGAGUGGCGGUUCCCGGACGGCGCGGCGCUCACCGUCUCCGCUAGUGGCGAACAACGAAUUGUCUUUAGCAACGGACAAGUAGAAGUUCAUGCUAAAGAUCAUAAGCGCCGCGAGUUCCCUGACGGUACUGUAAAGCUGGUUUACAACGAUGGUACGUCUGAAACACGGUACGCGUCUGGACGCGUGCGCAUCAAGGACAAACAUGGCAACCUCAUCAUGGACUCCGCCCCCGGAUGA